AUGCAGCUGAUCAUUGGCGAAGAAUACGAGCUUCAGCUCUCUGACCUCGGCCCCGGUACUACUUAUAUCUCUGGUAUGGCGGGCGUUGAUGCUUCCAAGGAGAGCCGCGCAGGUUCUGGGGAAUGGGUGUCGGGAAUUUGUGUUUCAUUUGGCGGCUCGGAUUGCGGCGAGAGGGGAGUCGGCGGAAUGAGAGGUGAUAUUUGGCUUGGGGGCGGGGGCGGUGACUGGGGUGGUGGUGAUUAUGGUAAUGGCGGCGUUUGUGGUGGUGGGGACUGA
This is a messenger RNA of Hevea brasiliensis (rubber tree), 276 nucleotides long. RefSeq names its product glycine-rich protein 2-like. The transcript is spliced from 3 exons. Lineage: Eukaryota; Viridiplantae; Streptophyta; Magnoliopsida; Malpighiales; Euphorbiaceae. Bases 1 to 276 code for a protein of 91 amino acids. The record is from RefSeq and is a predicted model, not a curated record.